Messenger RNA from Aspergillus oryzae RIB40, 1473 nucleotides. Its product is annotated as MFS transporter. NCBI's taxonomy places the organism in Eukaryota, Fungi, Ascomycota, Eurotiomycetes, Eurotiales, Aspergillaceae. The record is from RefSeq and is a predicted model, not a curated record. Gene Ontology annotation, cellular component: membrane. Gene Ontology annotation, biological process: transmembrane transport. The transcript has 4 exons. Gene Ontology annotation, molecular function: transmembrane transporter activity. Bases 1 to 1473 code for a protein of 490 amino acids.
AUGGUCUCCGGCCAGGAUCUCGAUUCAGAGAUCUCAACGCCACUGUUAGGUACUCAUCCAUCCGGAGCACUCGUCGAGUACAAGCACAAGCGAUGGACACUGUUUUUGUUAUGCACGGUCAUUGUCACACUUGACUUUGGCACUUUCCUCUCCAUCGCUCCACAGACUCAGAUUAUGGAAUCAAUCGUCUGUCGCAAGUUUCAUCCAGGACUGUUUGUCGAUCUCCCAUAUGGAAAGUUCUUAUCGGAUAAUACACCCUGUAAAUCUGUAGAUGUACAGGGGGAGCUGGCAUUGAUCAGUGGAUGGAAGGAUACCUUGGACCAGAUCCCGGGAAUCAUCCUUGCCCUUCCAUUGGGCUUCCUGUUGGAUCGCAUUGGCCGCAAACCAAUUGCGAUGCUAAGUAUGACCGGACUACUUAUGGAGGAGAUUGCGAUCCGUAUCAUCUGCUUGUACAGUGAAGCAAUUCCUCUUCGAGCUAUCUGGUUCACGCCUUUGUUUCAAUUAUGUGGUGGUGGUUCUCAAAUAGCCAGCUCUGUGGCCUUCACCAUUGUCACAGACAUCUUUCCCGCAGAGCAGCGUGCAAACAUAUUCUUCGUGCUCUUUGCGGCUGUUCUACUUGCCGAGAUCCUCGCAACUCCUCUGAGUGCUUGGCUAAUGUCCUGGUCGCCGUGGCUCCCAUUCCUACUCGGCUGGCUCUGUGAGGGUUGUGGCUUACUGGCAGCCAUACUUAUCCCGGAGACUCUUCCGAAGUCGCUAAACGAGUCGGAAUCUGAAUCGGCAGAGGAGGAGCGUGAUUGCCUUGUCCCGCCACCCUCAUCGUCUAAACGGAAAGGGUCCCUCUAUAGUGCAGGUUCCCAUAUCAUGCACUUAACUGCAUUCAUCUGGGGAAAUGUCAACACGGUAGCUAUCUCAAUUGCAUUCCUGGCGGCUAGUGUUGGAGGGCAGGCCCUCCAGUUGAUCAUCCAAUAUGCUUCCAAGCGUUACUCAUGGACUAUGGCAAAGGCAAGCUUUCUCAUCUCUCUAAAAGGAAUGAUCGACCUCGUCGUCUUGCUUCUAUUGCUACCAACUAUCUCCCACUACUUAAACCGGUACCUUUCGCCAGCUGUCAGGGAUCUUCGAAUAACACAGGGAAGCGCGGCCAUUCUAGCAGUUGGAUUCGGCAUCAUGGCAGUGGCCGACCACCCAGUGCUGUUCGCCUUCGGCGUAUCCAUUCUGGCCUUAGGAUGGGGCUUCUAUUCCACCCUCCGCAAUGUGGCCACAACUUUGGUUGCAGAGUCUCAAAUCGGGACGCUCAACACCACAAUCGCUCUUGUCCAGGGGAUUGGGAGCAUGAUUGCUGGACCGUUGCUUGCCAGUGCAUUUAGAGAAGGCAUGACUUUGGGUGGUACCUGGAUGGGUUUGCCAUACAUGAUGGGUGCUAUACUGUUUUUGCUGGCAGGACUGGCCGCGUCUAGCGUACGGACGCCUCGUUAA